Megalobrama amblycephala (Wuchang bream) is the source of this 1952-nucleotide messenger RNA. RefSeq names its product gastrula zinc finger protein XlCGF7.1-like. The record is from RefSeq and is a predicted model, not a curated record. The transcript has 2 exons. Gene Ontology annotation, cellular component: nucleus. Lineage: Eukaryota; Metazoa; Chordata; Actinopteri; Cypriniformes; Xenocyprididae. Bases 1 to 729 code for a protein of 242 amino acids.
AUGUUUAUUAAAGAGGAGAGUGAAGAUGUGAAGACUGAAGAAACAUUCAGAGUGAAACAUGAAGAUACUGAGGAACAAACAGACCUGAUGGCACUGAAAGAGGAGACUGAAGUACUGAAUGAAAUGGAAGAGAAAGAUCAAUAUAAUAAUCAUCAUGAGUUUGUAACAGGAGAAAAACAGACUGAAAAGAUUUCCUUGCGAAAAAGAGCUAAAAAGAAAGGGUCUAGGAGUCGCUUCACCUGCCAACAGUGUGGAACAAGUUUCAAUAAAAAAGGAAACCUUAACAGGCACAUGAGAGUUCACACUGGAGAGAGGCCUUACAGAUGUGCUAAGUGUGGAAAGAGUUUCAAUCAAAAAAGAUACUUUAAAGACCACAUUAGGAUUCACACUGGAGAGAAGCCUUUCACUUGCAAACAAUGUGGAAAAAGUUUCAACCAAAAAGGAAACUUUAAUAACCACAUGAGAACUCACAGUGAAGAGAAGCCAUACAUCUGCCCUCAAUGUGGACUAAGUUUCACUCUUAAAGGAAGCUUUAACAGUCAUGUGAAAAUUCACUCUGGAGUGAAGUCUUUCAGCUGCAAACAAUGUGGAAAAAGUUUCAACCUUAAAGGAAACCUUGACAGACACAUGAGAAUUCACACUGGAGAGAGGCCAUUUAAAUGUGGUCACUGCGAAAAGACUUUCAGAUAUAAUGCAACCCUCGAGUACCACAUGAGGUUUCAUGUAUGAAAGAACUCAAGUCAUCAGUGUGGAAUGAGCUUCACGGACAGGAAUCACCUUAGGAAUGUUGGAAAUCUCAGAAGCAAAGACCAGGAGACUUGAUGACUGCAGCUACCGACAGCACGUGCAUAGGUGCUAAUCCAAUCAGUCUGACAGUAUCGCCCAUACCUUUACAUUAUCAUAGAGAUAAAAGCACUGCUUUAUCUUGAGCUUGUCCUGCCAAAUGGUCUGAAAGAGCAUGAAACAAAAGGUUAGUGUUUCAGACACCUAUUCAUAAAUUGCUUAACUUUGUAGCCACUGUCUGUUCUUUUUUUGUUUGUUUGUUUUUUUGUUUUUUAUGUGAAAUGGCUAAAAUAGAACUCACAUUAAUGGUAAUGUUAAUGUUACUCAAGAAGCCUUCAAGAGAUCCCUCUGUUCUGAACUAUAUUCAUCCUAUUUCUGCUUUACCUUUUAUCUCAAAGGUGUUGGAAAAAAAUUGUGUUUGACCAACCUAAGUCUUUUCUUAACUGCAAUGGUAUUUUUGAAACAUUUCAAUAUGGUUUUAAGUCUGCUCACAUUACCGAAUCUGCCCAUUUGAGAGUGCUAAAUGACAUAAAUCUAUCUACUGGUGACUCUUGUUCUCAUGCUUCUAGAUCUAUCAGCAGCCUUUGACACUGUUGACCACUCUGAUAUCUAGAUUAGAAUCUUACGUGGGGCUUAAAGGAAUCGUCCUUAAGUGGUUCCAGUUUUAUCUCUCUGACCGAAAAUGUUAAGUCAAGUUAGGCAAUUUUUUCUCGUCUGUUGCUCACCUGUGGUCUUCUUCAAGGUUCUAUCUUGUCGCCUUCUCUUUUUUCCCUGUAUAUGCUUCCUCUGGGCUCCAUUCUAAGAAUACACAGGGUAUUAUUUAACUUUAUGCAGACGACACCCAAAUUUACUUACCAAUCAAGAGAAAUUAUCCUUUUGUCUUUACUUUUAUCUUUAUUAAGUUGCCUAGAUGAAGUUAAAUCUUGGCUAGCCCAAAAUUUUCUAUCUUUAAACAAAAAUAAAACUGAGUUGAUUGUUUUUGGGCCCACUGAUAAUUCUCAGGCUACCAGCUUAGAUCUGGGUAGACUAUCUGCGUUUAGAUCUUCAAAUGUACGGAACCUGGGCGUUCUGCUAGAUGAGUCUUUAAACUUUGACAAACACAUCUUUUCUGUAAUAUGCUCUUGUUUUUAUCAACUUCAUAUGUUGUCUAAAAUUAAACAUUUCCUAAA